Molecule: messenger RNA, 3420 nt
Organism: Drosophila eugracilis
Lineage: Eukaryota; Metazoa; Arthropoda; Insecta; Diptera; Drosophilidae
Gene: sty
Product: protein sprouty
Exons: 2
Coding region: 1444-3225 (593 amino acids)
Biological process (GO): multicellular organism development; negative regulation of fibroblast growth factor receptor signaling pathway; negative regulation of MAP kinase activity
Cellular component (GO): cytosol; membrane
Source: RefSeq, a predicted model, not a curated record
CAGAUUCGCAGAUACAUCGCUCUCAAAGAUACAGAUACAUCGCUCAUUUCGCUUCAAAACCUCGUGACGAGCGGUUGCCGCGAUUGCCGCGUUCGCUGUCUUUCCGAUUUCCUCAAAAGUCAAGCCACUUUUUUACAAAACUACAACAUUUUUUUUCGAAGCAACAAUCAUCUGUUAAACAAAACAAUUCACCGCGUCAAACAACCCAUUUAUAUAUAUCCAAACAUAUAUAUAUAUAUAUCCAUAUACGAAACAAGAAAUCACUUGAAAAUAUUGUGUGUGGUGGCAAAGAAAAAGUGAGUGUUUAUUUUUGGGAAAUACAAAAUAGAAAUAGUUAACCAAACCAAUCGCUUCCAAUGGAAAUCAUGUGCCUAAAAAUGCAAAUUGCUCCAAGAAAAUCAACAACGUCUAUUUAAAACAACAACAACAACAACAUCAGCAGCAGCAACAACAAGAAAGCCCAACUCAAGCCAAUCAAAUACAAAACGUGUUGGGAAAAAGUCAAAUAAAAAAAAAAUACAAAAUCAAACAACAACAGUCUCUCGCGCACACGAAUAUUUUUAUAAAUAUAUAUAUAUAUAUAUAUAGCUAUAUAUAUAUACGUACGUAUAUAAAAUUGCAUAAAAAUAUUUUUUACUCAAGACAACGCACACACACGCACGCAGCAGCGAGAUAUACACAGAUACAUUCGCCGCUCGUCCACACACUCGCACACAUAGGCGACGACGUGGCCCCCGCUUUCGGUGUGUUGGUGUAACUGUGUGCCAGCGUCGUUGCUCCAACAACAACAACAACAACAACAAUACCGCCGGUCGCCAAGUUGAUUAUUAUUAUUUUUUUGGCACGCCAAUAAACCAAAAGCCCAGCGAAUAUAAUAAUACGAGGCUGGCAAAAAUAAUAACAAAAUCAAACACCGUCGCCGGCGUCGUUUUUGUGUUAAUUAAAUUUACUUUUGUGAAUGAAAUGCGAAAGAAAGCAAAGCGAAAAAUCAUCUUUAAUAAAUGCUAAAUAAAACCAGCAGUCGCGAUCGCGAGUAAGAAUCUAAAAAAAACACCCCCCUCACGCCUUUGGAUUAUACCCAAAAAAUAAAAAAAUAAAAUACAAGAAAAAAAACCCUCGUAGUAACCUUAAAAAACCGAAAUCAUCGCCACAUUUUGGAUACACCUCGAAAAGGAUUACACAACACAUUUAUGGUGAUUAAUUACGGAAUUUGUAUCACGGAUUGCUUUUGAAAAUCAAUAAAGCAAUCAGCAGCUGUCCAAAUCUGCAGCAAAAGGAUGAAGGCAAAUCGAGCUGAGUCCGGGCGCAGCAACUACGAUCGGCGGCAUUGAGGAUCUCGGAUCUCGAGGUGGAGGAGCGAUCUCGAUCUCGAGGUGGAGCGAGGAGCGGAGGAGGAGGAGUGGAGGAGUGCAGCUGGGGGAGGAGUCCUGGUUACAACACUACAUGGAUCGCAGAAAUGGCGGCGAUCCCUUGGCGCCACCCCGGCCCCCGAAGUUAUUACCGCGCGUGCAUCGACCAAGGGCGCCGGAGCCGACGUUAAGUGGUGUCGACCAUCCAGUAGGAGCAACUGCAUCAGCAACAUUAGCGGCACUUGCAACACCCGCAGCAAUCCAUAGCAACAACAAUUCACAGCAGCAACUUAGUAUUAGCGCAGCAGCGAGCAACAACAACAACAACAACAACAAUAAUAAUAACAACAACAAUACGAUAUCGAUAAUACCCGCAUCGCCGGAUUUUGACGACUACCAGAUCCACCAUCUGACCUUCCUGCCCCAGCGUCCAAGCAGCUUGAGCCGUAAUAGCAGUACGGCUUCGUCGACGACGGCAACGGGGAUUAGUGUGUCCGGAUCGGGAUCGGUUUCGGGAUCAUCGUCGAGUUUUACGAGACGUCGACCGCCGGCACCCGCACCGUUGGUCAAUACCAACAACAACAACAACAACAACAACAACUUCCUUAGUCAUUUCCAAAGCGCUGAGCCGGUGAGCACUGCUCUGGGCCAGCCGCCCGCCUCUCCCGUCACGCUGGCGCAACCGCGACCCGAAUCCGAAAGGCUAACCAACGAGUAUGUGGACACGCCGCUGCAACAUGCGACGCGCUCGCAGCAUCCGGCUGGCCAGCAGGAUAAUGGCCAGACGACCACCCACCACCUGUUGCUGUUGCCUCAGAGGAAUCAGCAUCUGCACCUGCAACACCAGCAACAGCAUCUGCAGCAACAGCAGCAGCAGCAGCAGCAGCAACACCUGCAACAGCAGCAUCAGCAGCAGCAACACCAGCAACAUGCGCGACUGGCGACGACGACGCAGGCGACGUCCGUUGGAAGCGACCACACCGAUGGCUUACUACAUUCGCACCUGCAAAACAGCACCAAACCACCCGCCUCGAAGCAGCCGGCACCGCCCAGACUGGGAAUGGGUCUGGGAUUGGGCCUGGGUCUAAACCAGCCCAUCAUCACCAAGCAGCCGGCACCCGCCACGCAAAAGGAGCACAUGCAUGCCCUGGAAGAGCUGCUGCAGCCGGGAGGAGCCGGCGGCAAUGGUGGACCACUGGUGAUGGCCGGUGAUCCCAGCCUAAUGAAUCCCAUUCUGUGUCCAAGAUGUGGCCGCUGUCGGUGUGAGCAGUGCCAGAGCCCAAGGCCAUUGCCCCAGACAUGGGUGUGCAACAAGACGUGUCUGUGCAGCGCCGAGUCGGUCAUCGAUUAUGCCUCCUGCUUGUGCUGUGCCAAGGCCUUGUUCUAUCACUGUGCCCGGGAUAACGACCUGGACUGCGACGAUGGCAAUGGCACACCCUGCGUGGAUAAUCCCUGCUCCUGCGGACCCUACAAGCGAACCCAGAGAUGGGGCUGGCUGGGAGCCUUGUCGAUCUUCCUGCCCUGCCUGUGGUUCUACUGGCCAAUGAGGGGCUGCAUGAAGCUGUGCGAGAAGUGCUACGGGAGAUUCGCAGGACGAGGAUGCCGCUGUCAGGGUAUCGGAAGCGGUGUGUCUGGGUCAGGAGGUGGAGUGGGAAGCAUUGGUUCCACCAGCAGCAUGUUGCCCAUAGUGCCCCUGGGGGUAAAUGGCAAUGGACUGGGUGGCGGCGUGAGCCUCUCCAGCGGCGUGACGGAUGGUGGACUCAACCAAACCAAUGGCAAGGCCAUGGAACAUGGAUGCAGUGCCGCCAGGAGCAUCCUGCGAAAGGGUGACCUCACCCCGGAGAAACGACUCCUGGACUCCAGUCCCGACUAUUAAGGGGUGAACGUUUUUGUGCCCGGUUUUUUCCCAGAGGAAAAACCUUCAAGCACAGAAUGGAAACCCAAGGAAAAUCGCGGGCUGGAUCGUGAACAUAUACCCCAUAUAUAUAUAUAUAUACGGAAAAUAUUUAAUAUAUGAUUUAAAAGGAUAUAUAAAAAAAAAUGAGGAAAGAUAGAAAGAAAGAAAGAAAAA